ACCAAUGAAGGACAAGAACUUGCUAACGAAUGGAAAAUCCCGUCCACUAUAACACUGAUUGUAGUGCAUUUGAUUUAGUCUUUGAAUUUGCGAUAAUCUUGUGUCAUGUUCUGAUAUUGGGAUGGAUAAUCACUAAAAAGUAACUCUAAAUAGUACAAUGGAUAUUUGCGACAUAUCUUUUGACGAAGAACCAAGUACUCUUUUAAAGAACCUUUACACAUAUCUCCUUUUUUACAUGUCUCCUAUAAAUGUCAUUCGUCGCAUUGUUUAAUCAUCAGGUAAACCUAGUCGGUUAUAGGUAUAGUAACAUGUCUUAUGGAAAGAUGUUUCUCUUCCUUCCCCUACUUUCAGCUGCUUACAAUCUGAAUAUAACAAAUUAUCAUAGCUGGAAGUCUGGAACUGGGCCGAAAAAGCCCAAUUUCUUUUGUCAGGACAUUUGUUUCACUCGGGAAGAGCACGACCGAUGUUGCUCAUGCGAAGGAAAACCGAUCUGGGAACUAAAUCCAAACAUCAGCUAUCUUCCAGUGUACGUUGAAUACAUCAACACAUUCGGGAGGUCCAAAAUUCUCGGAAAUGAUUCCACUGCCUCCUUCCACUGGCUACGUCAUGAAAAUGGCAGAAUGAACCGUUUACCGGACAAUUUAUGCGAAUAUAACGACACCUUGGUUACUUUAAGCCUAAAAGGAAACAAAAUACAAAGUAUUGAAGGAAUUAACUGCAUGCGACUUUCGGAUUAUCUAGAUUUAAGUGAUACUUCAAUUUUAUCCGUUUCGAACGAAACAUUUUCUGGCAUGCCGAAUUUACGAGUCCUUACCAUGAUGAAUACUAACAUACGGCGUCUUGAACUGAAUACUUUUAUGGCCACUGAAGGGACGGACAUCUUUGUUACGGAUUUAUCGAAAAAUGAUUUCCUUUCUUUCGAUAUCUCUAACGUGUUCUUUAAGCGUAGAGCCUAUUGCGACAUCGCUUUGGUUAGUUGUAACAUUACAUUCACUGGGACAAACGAUAUAGAUUUAUCAUUGGAUAAUUCGUAUGGCGGAGGAGAACUUGUCUGUGCUGAUUCUAAUAUUAACACACACCCGAUUCAAAUGAUAUUUGGAAAGACCAUGUGA
Messenger RNA from Ostrea edulis (European flat oyster), 1112 nucleotides. RefSeq lists its product as uncharacterized. The transcript has a single exon. The record is from RefSeq and is a predicted model, not a curated record. Lineage: Eukaryota; Metazoa; Mollusca; Bivalvia; Ostreida; Ostreidae. The coding region runs from base 249 to 1112 and encodes 287 amino acids. Gene Ontology annotation, molecular function: protein binding.